Molecule: messenger RNA, 363 nt
Organism: Sphenostylis stenocarpa
Lineage: Eukaryota; Viridiplantae; Streptophyta; Magnoliopsida; Fabales; Fabaceae
Source: the annotation of a GenBank genome assembly
AUGCUGAUUGCGACACGAAAUUUCUUCCUAUCUCUUCUCUUAAUAUCCUCACUCUUUUGCCAAACCCCCCUUGCCAAGUCGUCUCUCCCAAUCUCGGAUUCUCAAGUGAGGAAGAACAAGAUUCAGUGCUACGCUGAUAUUGAUAGUGGGUUGUGGGGUUGGUCAUGCAAAUCAUCAACUGUAGCGAGGGAGAAUUGUGCUCUGCGAUGCCUUUCACCAGCUUGUUAUGAGCUCAUCUAUGAGAGUGACCCGCUUGAAGAAGGAGAAAUAGACUUGAUUCGGAGCCAAGAGUACAAGUACUGCAUGCAUAAGUUGUCCGUGGGGGAGAGCCUUGAGGGUGUGAAGGGUGCCUUUAGCAACUAA